This is a messenger RNA of Lithohypha guttulata, 1383 nucleotides long. RefSeq names its product 3-isopropylmalate dehydrogenase. Gene Ontology annotation, cellular component: cytosol. NCBI's taxonomy places the organism in Eukaryota, Fungi, Ascomycota, Eurotiomycetes, Chaetothyriales, Trichomeriaceae. Gene Ontology annotation, biological process: L-leucine biosynthetic process. The record is from RefSeq and is a predicted model, not a curated record. The transcript has 2 exons. Gene Ontology annotation, molecular function: 3-isopropylmalate dehydrogenase activity; NAD binding; magnesium ion binding. Bases 1 to 1383 code for a protein of 460 amino acids.
AUGGCAGCUCCUGUCUUUCCACCGUCCAGCAAUGGUACAACCAACGGUGCCUCGAGUGGCCCUAACACAUACCGAGUCCUCAUCUUGCCAGGCGAUCAUGUUGGCCCAGAAGUCAUGCGUGAAGCUCUCAAGGUCAUGGAGCUGAUUGAGACCAAGAGAUCGGACAAGAUAAAGUUCCAGCUUACACAUGAGAUCGCAGGUGGAUGUAGCAUGGACAAGAGAGGGACGCCGAUCACUGAUGAGGUGUUGCGGAUUGCGAAGGAUGAGGUCGAUGGCGUGUUGUUUGGGAGUGUAGGUGGACCGGAAUGGGGCCACACGUACCCAAACCCCGAGUCCUCUCUCCUCCGCCUUCGUGCACAUAUCGGAGCCUUCGCGAACAUUCGACCUGCAACCUUCUACUCAAAAUCUCUGGUUCCGCUCUCGCCGCUCAAACCACAUAUCGCAACUCCAGUGAACUUCAUCGUGCUUCGCGAAAACUGUGGUGGUGCAUACUAUGGUAACAAGAUAGAAGAGCAGGACUAUGCAUGCGAUCCAUGGGGAUACUCUACACCUGAGAUUGAGAGGUGUGCAAGAGUUGCAGCAGCACUUGCACGAACCCUGGGCAAGGACGGUCGCGGAGACGGAAGUGGUGGCCCGGCUACAGUAUGGAGUGCAGAUAAGGCCAAUGUCCUUGCAAACUCUAGGCUGUGGCGACGAGUGGUCAGCAGGGUCUUUCAAGAGGAGUUCCCCGACGUUGAACUGAAGCAUCAACUUGCUGAUUCACUUUCGAUGAUCAUGAUGACAGAUCCAGCGAGAUUCAACGGCGUCAUUCUAACAGACAACACCUUCGGAGACAUGCUGAGCGACCAGGCUGGUGGUGUGGUUGGAACAUUGGGUGUGUUGCCUAGUGCCUCACUCUGCGGAAUACCAGGCGAAGGACAGAAGUGCAAUGGUAUCUACGAGCCAGUGCAUGGUUCUGCGCCUGAUAUCUCUGGCAGAGGAAUCGUGAACCCAGUGGCACAGAUACUGAGUGCUGCGUUGCUGUUGCGAUACUCAUUGGGUCUCGUGGAAGAAGCCGUACUCAUUGAGCAGGCAGUUGAGAAAGUGCUCGACGGCAAGGACAUCGGUGGUCUGGAGAUCAGAACAGGUGACCUUGGUGGAAAGGCCACAACGGUCGAGGUCGGUGACGCCAUCUGCAGUGUGCUAAGCAAUUUGUUAGAUGGUGGCCACACUUCAGCUACUACAGAUGGCGCUCAAAGCAGUCUGGCAGAUGACUUUGCCAAGGCCAAUGUACAGGAGACCUUGGGCGAGAGUCACAAGAGUGAGAACAAGCCAUAUGAGGAUGCAACGAACAGUGCGGAUGUCCCGAAAGGACCGCAGGAUGCCAUUGCUUUGAAUGGAUAG